AUGUCUCCCUCGGUGUGGCUGCGCAGUAAGGCGCCCCUCCACCCGGUGAGCCCGCACCCCAAGGCAGCGCCGGUGUCAGCCCCACCCGCCACCGCCUCCCCAGCAGCAGCAGACCCCCCAAAGCGACGGCGGUUUGCUUACGUCACCCUGCUAACGAAGGAUGCCUACCUGCCGGGCGUCCAGGCGCUCUAUCGCUCGCUGCGCCUGGUGGCGUGCCGCCACCCGCUCAUCGUCAUGCACACCCACGGCGUCAGCCAGGGCGUGCUGGAAGCUCUGGCCAAGGAGGGCAUGCGGCUGCAGCCGACGGAGCAGUUUGAGGCCGAGGGAGUCGACCAUUCUGAGUACAAGCGCAGCCUGUACCUGGAGUGCUGGCUGGCCUACUUGGAUGCUGACAUGAUUCUGCUGAGAAACAUCGACCACCUGUUUGCCCUGCCGCCCGGCUUCUAUGCCGUGGGCGACUGCUACGGCGGGCGCGAGACAGAGGAGGAGCGUUGCUCUUGCUGCCACUUCACCCCGGAGGCCACUCCUCAGUACUUCAAUGCCGGAUUCUACGUGAUGAGCCCCAGGCGUGCAUCAGCUCCCUCGAUACCGCUCCUGUCGGAGCUGGAGGGCAUGCAUGCCGCACUGCGCGAGGGGCGCGUGGUGGUACGCUUCUUUGCCGAGCAGGACUUCCUCAACGGAUACUUCGCGGGCCGCUGGAAGCACCUGCCCUGGAGCUACAACGCGCAGGCGAGGCAUAAGCGCAUCAAGCACCACCACCCAGACCUGUGGGACCUGCCCAACAUCUUCGCCAUCCACUACGUGGACGAGAAGCCGUGGAGCCAGCGGUACAGCGAGGAGAACCUGCGGUACAAGGAGGAGUGCGACUACUGGUGGGAUGUGUUUGAGGGCAGGCUGGCGCCGCGCCAGCCGGCGGUGCGCCAGAUGAGCACCGGCCUGGACGCGCUGCUGGAGGAUGCGCUGGCGGCGCCAGCUGGCGCCAGCUACGCGCAGGUCGCGGUGGGCGGGCUGGAGCGCGCCAGCUCCCUGCCCACCCCUGUGCCCAGCAUGCCGGCGGCCUGA
Chlorella variabilis is the source of this 1062-nucleotide messenger RNA. RefSeq lists its product as hypothetical. NCBI's taxonomy places the organism in Eukaryota, Viridiplantae, Chlorophyta, Trebouxiophyceae, Chlorellales, Chlorellaceae. Bases 1 to 1062 code for a protein of 353 amino acids. The record is from RefSeq and is a predicted model, not a curated record. Gene Ontology annotation, molecular function: glycosyltransferase activity. The transcript has 10 exons.